Molecule: messenger RNA, 1180 nt
Organism: Larimichthys crocea (large yellow croaker)
Lineage: Eukaryota; Metazoa; Chordata; Actinopteri; Sciaenidae
Gene: slc35d4
Product: transmembrane protein 241
Exons: 15
Coding region: 159-1043 (294 amino acids)
Source: RefSeq, a predicted model, not a curated record
ACGAUCUUUGCCUCCCAGCGUCUUGACGUGUCAGCGGGCACAGUGAGGGAAGUUUCCCAUCUUAGAUGUCUUUACUUUGAAACAGGCAACAUGUCUUAAAUCCACUUUGAUUUCAGGCCAGGAGUCAUGUCCCCGCUGCAGUGUGUCGGCAGGUCAACAUGCAGUGGAGAAGACACAUCGCUGGCCUCGCUUUUAGCUUCAUUUUCGUUGUAUCAUAUUUCACUAAUAAGUUUGUCCUGUCGGUGUUAAAAUUCACAUAUCCAACUUUAUUUCAAGGAUGGCAGACGUUUAUCGGGGCGGUCCUGCUUCUGCUCUCUGGGAAGCUGGGAUGGGUGGAAAUGAGCCGCAUCACCAGAUCAGCAGCUCUAUCCUGGCUUCCAGGCUCCCUCCUGUUUGUAGGAAACAUAUACGCCGGUUCUAGAGCUUUAUCGCACAUAGACAUUCCUUUUUUCUUCACUCUUCAGAAUACCUCUCAUGUUGUUAGUUACAUAAUCUUGAAGGCCGUCCAUAGAGAGAAAACACAAUGGAUGAAACUCACUGGCUUGUGCCUCAUGCUGAUCUCAGCCGUCAAUCUCCCCCGCUAUGAUCCUCAGUUUGACCAAAGCGGUUACCUGUGGGCUGUCGGUCAUCUGUUCUGUGUUGGUGCAUACAGGGUGUUUCAAGUUCGCUACAAGCCCAGUAAUUUGAGUGACCUUGAACAACAGUGCAUCAACUAUUUGUUCAGUGUACUGCUGCUGGCCAUUGCUGCUCACCCAACAGGUGACCUCAUGGGUGCCAUGGAGUUCCCCUCUCUUCAGUCCUACACAUUUCACUGCGGCUGCUGUGCCAGUGCACUGCUGGGGUUUUUGUUGCUGUUGGCCACAGUCAGACUGAAAAGUGGAUUUUCCCUUGAGCACUUUGGCAUCUGGAUCUUUAUGUCCAAGGUAACUGCCAUGUGCCUCUCUCCAUUUAUUUUCAACAUGGACUUUAAUGUUCCAGCUUUUAUCUGUGUGGUCGGCAGUCAUGUCGGAGAGGCCCUGCUGGUGUACUCUGAGAGAGAAUAAACACUGUGAUGAGAUUAACCCACAGCUCACACGUCCUAAAGAGAUUUCUUUUCUAAAAAAAGUUUUAUUUUUUCACAUUAUUUUUGUAAUUUCUCAUCUGUGCGCAGAUGCUGACUGAAUAAAAUGAUCUUUGUGUA